AUCGUGUUCCCCAUUUCUGUCUCACAUUUCCUGGUCCCUCCCGCGUUCCCCAAUUCCCUCCUUCCGACCCUUGUCUCUCUCGUCUUCCCAUCCCAAAAUCCAUCUCCCCAUCUCAUUCUCCCCUGCUCUUCCGGUCUCCUGUGCGAUUUGGGCUUCCCUAUCUUCCUUUUGGCCAAAAGCUCACAACUUCUAUUGGAUCAAAAGUCGCGCCUUUCGAAGGUUCCAGGCGAGAAAUCAGGUGCUUUGGAAAGAUAAUUCGGAGCAGAGAGCUUCAUGUUGGGGGCGCAAAAGGCUUGCGUGAUAUCUUGGUGAAAAAGCUGGGCGCUUUUGCUGAUUUCCUUUGGAGAAUUCGCUUGCUUUGUGUGGGAAAACCGGAUCUUUGCGACAGAUUCUGUUUGAAAUUUGUGAAUAAGUCGACGAGCUCGAUUUGGGGUUCUGUGGUGAUCUUUGGAUUUAUAAACCAAAGAAGUUUUGCUGUCUGAUAGAAAAGUUAAGUGCUAGCAAGCUCACUUUGAAGAUCUUAAUCACCAUAGGACCUUUGGUGAAUUUCUGGUUGUUCUUUUUCACUGGACAUGUCCUUUCAAAGCAUAGUCCGUGAUUUUAGGGAGAGCUUUGGUAGCUUAUCAAGACGGAGUUUUGAGGUGAGAAUUUCAGGACUCCCUGGUCUGUCUGGUCAUCACAGAGGGAGGUCCCUAGGAUCUCUGAGUGAGCUGCGCGAUAGACCUGUAGUAGUUGAUCAAAGCAGGUGGGUUGGUCUUCCUCCUGAAUUGCUUCGUGAUGUAAUGAAAAUACUGGAGGAAGGCGAGAGCACUUGGCCAUCCCGCAAAGAUGUUGUUGCUUGUGCAGCGGUCUGCAGAACAUGGAGAGAGAUCUGCAAGGAUAUAGUGCCGAGCCCAGAGUUUUGUGGAAAGCUCACUUUUCCGGUUUCACUUAAACAGCCGGGACCUAGAGAUGGAUUAAUCCAGUGCUUUAUAAGAAGGGACAAAUCAACAUUAACAUAUUAUCUCUACCUAUGUCUUAGUCCUGCUGUGCUCAGUGAGAAUGGGAAGUUUUUGCUAGCAGCUAAGAGGAAUCGCCGUACUACAUAUACCGAGUACAUAAUUUCUGUGGAUCCUAAAAAUAUAUCACGGUCAAGUAAUGGCUAUGUUGGAAAAAUGAGGUCAAAUUUUCUCGGCACCAAAUUCAUCGUAUACGACACACAGCCGCCAUACAAUUCUGGGAGCCUUGUCUCUUGUGAGCAUGGCAGCCGUCGAAUCUCUUCUAGGAGGGUUUCCCCAAAGGUACCCACUGGUAGCUACCCCAUUGCCCGGGUGAACUAUGAGCUAAACGUGCUUGGCACAAGGGGACCCAGGCGCAUGCAUUGCACCAUGCAUUCCAUUCCAGCCUCUGCUUUGAACCCUGAAGGGGUGGUGCCUGGCCAACCCAACCAGCUCCUCCUACCUGGUUCUUCAUUCGAAGAAUUGUUUCGCGGCGCAAACACCUUCUCUAGCUCAAGGUUCUCGGUUACAGACCGCUCCUUGGACUUCAGCAGCUGUCGCUUCUCAGAGAAAAGCGGAGGGGUCCAGCAAGAUGAGGAGGAUGGCCAGGCUAAGGAGAGGCCUUUGGUUCUCCGCACCAAAGAGCCAAGGUGGCACGAGCAGCUGCAAUGCUGGUGCCUCAACUUCUGUGGUCGGGUGACCAUGGCUUCUGUGAAGAACUUCCAGUUGAUAGCUGCACCGCAGGCAGAUGUUGUGUCCUCAGAAGCGUCAGAGCCAGCUCAGCCACAAGCCCAGCCUUCGGGUUCAUCUUCAACUUCCGAUCAUGAUAAGGCAAUCCUGCAAUUUGGUAAGGUCGCCAAGGACAUGUUCACAAUGGAUUACCGGUACCCACUCUCGGCAUUCCAGGCCUUUACAAUCUGUUUGACUAGCUUUGACACCAAGUUGGCUUGCGAAUAGAUUAGAGAUAAGAACAGACAUGUAGAAUGGGAUCUUUGUGUAAUAAGUAUUUAUAUUCUGUGUGUGUGUGCUGAUGUAGUUUGUUGCUGUGUUGAUUCAUUCCGUUGUUCUCUCUAGUGUGGCUUGUCAAAAGUAAGAACCGGCAAAAAUUCUAAGAUGCGGGUGUUUGGUACAGGUUUCAUGUCUGUAACUUGUUUGUAACAGCAAAAUUGCAGGUGUUCCAAUUCCUUGA
This is a messenger RNA of Phragmites australis (common reed), 2166 nucleotides long. RefSeq names its product tubby-like F-box protein 12. The coding region runs from base 573 to 1934 and encodes 453 amino acids. Gene Ontology annotation, molecular function: protein binding. The transcript is spliced from 6 exons. The record is from RefSeq and is a predicted model, not a curated record. Lineage: Eukaryota; Viridiplantae; Streptophyta; Magnoliopsida; Poales; Poaceae.